Messenger RNA from Encephalitozoon cuniculi GB-M1, 801 nucleotides. RefSeq lists its product as uncharacterized. The transcript has a single exon. The record is from RefSeq and is marked provisional. Lineage: Eukaryota; Fungi; Microsporidia; Unikaryonidae. Bases 1 to 801 code for a protein of 266 amino acids.
AUGAACGCUAACUCUGACAAGCCACUUGAAGCCAACCAAGAAAUAAGCGAGGCAAAGCGAAAGAAGAUUCCUAAUAGCUUUUUGGCAUGCAUGUCCAUUAUAUCUUCGCUUUUUGUAUACUCUAUAUCCGAAGAAAAUGAAAUCAAAUCCAGCUUGGCUCUCAGAUUCAUUGUAACGUCCUCCACUUUUUCAUAUGUGAUAUUCUCCUUCUCGUCUUGUUUGCAUGCCAACUUGAUGCUGUGGAAAUCCGAUAUCAAAGAAUCGUCUGUAACACAGAAGAUACUCUACUUUCUGGUCAACAUCAUUUCUGUUGUACUCAUUGUGGCCUCGCUUCUCUCAAUUGUCGGAAUUCCAAUCAACAGCUGGACCUACACCAAAGGCCCCCUCACGGCUCUUUUUCCAUCUCUUGUAUUAUUUGAUUACUUGGCAUCGUCCUUGCUUAACUCCGCUCUAGGAGCAGUUUCACUUACUGAUAGCAACAACCAUCUUGACCUAGUACUGCUGCUACUUUCUUCUUUUCUCAUAACAUCACGUGAAUGGGAUAAUGAUUUUGAGUGCUCACUAUAUUUGUCCAUCGCUUCCUCCAUUAUCCUUCUUAUAAUGUCGCUUGAAGACGAAGAUGCCCUUCCAUCUACAGAGGAGCCUUCAUUCGUUGCAAGAACGAAGGUGGUCAUUUUUACUAUCGUUCUUCUCCUCGUGGCUAUCAUCCAUGUAUUCCUGGGAUGUAUAUCUAUCGGAAUCAUUGUAGAUGCCAUCAAAAAAGGCCUUUUCUCGAUGCAUAACACAAACAAAAGGUAUUAG